AUGGGAAGAGAUCCCCGAAUCUUCCAGAAUCUCCCAGAAUCUUCCAGGAUCUUCAGAAGGCAGAAUCUUUUGGUGCUGGUGCUCGAUCUUCCUCAGGUAGGAUCCUCCCAAGGCAGGAGCCCUCAGACAAGAUCUUUCUCAGUUAGGAUCUUCCUCAGGCAGAAUCUUUCUCAGGCAGAAUCUUCCUCAGGCAGAAUCUUUCUCAGGCAGAAUCUUCCUCAGGCAGAAUCUUCCUCAGGCAGAAUCUUUCUCAGGCAGAAUCUUCCUCAGGCAGAAUCUUUCUCAGGCAGAAUCUUUCUCAGGCAGAAUCUUCCUCAGGCAGAAUCUUUCUCAGGCAGGAUCUUCCUCAGGCAGAAUCUUUCUCAGGCAGGAUCUUCCUCAGUUAGGAUCUUCCUCAGGCAGAAUCUUUCUCAGGCAGAAUCUUCCUCAGGCAGGAUCUUCCUCAGGCAAAAUCUUUCUCAGGCAGGAUCUUCCUCAGGCAGGAUCUUCCUCAGGCAGAAUCUUUCUCAGGCAGGAUCUUCCUCAGUUAGGAUCUUCCUCAGGCAGAAUCUUUCUCAGGCAGAAUCUUCCUCAGGCAGGAUCUUCCUCAGGCAGAAUCUUUCUCAGGCAGAAUCUUCCUCAGGCAGAAUCUUCCUCAGGCAGGAUCUUCCUCAGGCAGAAUCUUUCUCAGGCAGGAUCUUCCUCAGGCAGGAUCUUCCUCAGGCAGAAUCUUCCUCAGGCAGGAUCUUCCUCAUGCAGAAUCUUCCUCAGGCAGGAUCUUCCCCAGGUUCUCGUCAAAGUCAAAACCUUUAUUCUUAAAUGGCUGUGCAUUUAUUACUGACUUAGUUCAAGGGCGUUAUUCAUUUAUACAAUGUUUGGAUAAUAAUUUGACCUUGACACUGACCAUAAUAAUUACUUAAUUAUAACUUAUAUGCAGUAGUCCAAUCUACACUAUUUCAUGUACAUUAUUCAUCUACACAAGGAAAGGUAUUAAUAAUACCCUAAAUUUUGCUCAUUCGAAUUAUAAAUUAUAUGUUAUAGACUACAAACAGCAAAGCAAAUUAUAACUAUGCUGAAUGAAUUUCAUAAAUUGUAAUUAAAAAAAAUCAUAGACAGGAGACAGUAUAUAAAGGAGAAGAUAAUUAGGAAAUACACAAUUUGAAACAUGACUUAAUUUAACUAAAUAUAUCAGACAAUGUAUAUAUAUUUGCACAGCCUCUGCAUUUAACAUUGAAAUUAAAAUUGAAAUAAGUUUAUUGAGAUAAAAUACACUCAUUUUACAUCAUCCACAGAUUAAUAGGAUAUCCUAGAUCAAACUGUUGUUAUAUGU
Molecule: messenger RNA, 1309 nt
Organism: Procambarus clarkii (red swamp crayfish)
Lineage: Eukaryota; Metazoa; Arthropoda; Malacostraca; Decapoda; Cambaridae
Source: RefSeq, a predicted model, not a curated record